CCGGGCAGCCCCUCCUACCUGCCCGGCGUCCGGACCGGCGCCUGAGGCGGAAGAGGCGGUGGAAAUGCUACGGUGGCCGCGCGGGGCCAGGCGGAAGCGACCGCCACGGGGGCACGAGCCCGCGUGCGCCGGUGCGGGGCGGAACGGAACUGAACGGGUCGGAUCGGAACGGAACGGCGAGGAGCGGAGCGGAGCUAUCACCAUGUCGGGACGAGAGGGCGGCAAGAAGAAGCCGCUGAAGCAGCCGAAGAAGCAGUCGAAGGACCUGGACGAGACAGAUCUGGCAUUUAAACAAAAGCAGAAGGAGGAGCAAAAGAAACUUGAGGAGAUGAAAGCAAAGGCUGCUGGAAAAGGCCCCCUUGCCAGUGGUGGAAUAAAGAAGUCUGGCAAAAAGUAGUUCCAUCAAACUGCAGGGUUUUGUCCUAACAAUGGCAUUACUGUUUUAUGCUGAAAAUGGAACUUUUACUGAAGACCAUUUGUCACCUUGUGGAGCCUGAGUGCAUCUGCUGGUUUGGUAGUAAUUUGUGAAAAUAAAUUUCAACUUUGGCUCUUUUUUUGUGA
This is a messenger RNA of Calypte anna (Anna's hummingbird), 561 nucleotides long. It is a transcript of the gene TMA7, whose product is annotated as translation machinery associated 7 homolog. The record is from RefSeq and is a predicted model, not a curated record. Lineage: Eukaryota; Metazoa; Chordata; Aves; Apodiformes; Trochilidae. The coding region runs from base 65 to 397 and encodes 110 amino acids. The transcript is spliced from 5 exons.